AAGGGGGCGUGGUUACGUCAAGGGGGCGUGGCCUCAGUCUGCUGCGCCGCCUCAGCGAAGGCGGGGGGGAUACGCCAAAAAAAACCAAAAAAAAACCCCAAAAAAACCCCAAAAAACCCCCAAAAAAGCGUCCGGAGGGGCUCGCCCGGGCCGCCCCCAGCUCGCCAUGGUGUCGCUGCUCUGCUGCGGGCCCAAAAUGGCGGCGUGUGGGCUCGUCCUCAGCGCCUGGGGCGUCGUGAUGCUGGUGCUGUUGGGCAUUUUUUUCAACGUCCACUCGGCCGUGCUGAUCGAGGAUGUGCCUUUCACUGAGGAGGACUUCAAGGGCGGCCCCGAGCGCAUUUACCGCCUGUACGAGCAGGUCAGCUACAACUGCUUCAUCGCCGCGGGGCUCUACGCGCUGCUCGGCGGCUUCUCCCUCUUCCAGAGCCGCCUCAACAAGCGCAAGGAGUACAUGGUGCGCUGAGACCCGAAACCGCCGUUUUUCACCCCAAAAAAAUCCCUUUUUUCUUUUUUUCCGUUUAAAAAUCCCAUUUUUUCCACGCUUGGAGGACCAAUUUUUUCCCGCGCGGAAGCGCGCUCGGGGCUGGGUAAUGAAUAAAUUUGUUGUGUAUU
Messenger RNA from Taeniopygia guttata (zebra finch), 612 nucleotides. RefSeq names its product ribonuclease K (gene RNASEK). The record is from RefSeq and is a predicted model, not a curated record. Gene Ontology annotation, molecular function: RNA endonuclease activity. Lineage: Eukaryota; Metazoa; Chordata; Aves; Passeriformes; Estrildidae. Gene Ontology annotation, biological process: nucleic acid metabolic process.